UUUAUCCUUUGCUGGCAAGUUUUGUUGAAGCGAUAUCUGUUUUCCAAUUCCAGCAAAUAAAAUACGUCUCUCCGUGAAGCCGCCAUUAUUGCUUCCCCUUGUCCCACAAGCCCCCACAAUUCACUUACAGCGCUUUGGCCAAACCUUUUUUUUCUUUUGAUUUAUUAAAUCGCAGAUCUAUAUAGUUCCAUCCUCUUCAUUGAACUUUCACUUUUGACCCAGUUUUGCGCACUUCUUUAAUAUCUUUGCCUCCGAUUGCAUCGAUAAGGGUUUCCUGAUGUCCCGAGGUCGGUGUACAUCCAAUUAAAGUUAAACAAGCCCAAGUCUUGAAUUAUAUCAACAGUUUCUUCUCUUUGGUGAAGGAGAGAAGUUCUCAGCUAUAGGGGGUUUUGAGCUCUUUCUUUAGUUCUUUUCAGAGAAGGGCGUUUAUGUUUGAUUUUUGGUAGCCUGCUGAACAAAUGGCGCCCAUAUACUAUAUCCUCAUUGCAUUGCCUUGCACCGUUGGUGCCAUUGGACUGGCGCUUUUGCACAUAUACAGACACCUUUUGAAUUACACUGAGCCUACUUAUCAACGAUACAUUGUCCGCAUCAUCUUUAUGGUUCCUGUUUAUGCACUAAUGUCAUUCUUGUCACUCAUCCUAAAUGAGAGUGCCAUCUAUUUCAAUUCCAUUCGAGAAAUAUACGAGGCUUGGGUCAUAUAUAAUUUUCUAUCACUGUGCCUGGCAUGGGUUGGCGGCCCAGGGUCUGUUGUUUUAAGUUUGAGUGGCCGAGUUCUAAAGCCAAAUUGGUGUCUGAUGACCUGCUGCUUUCCUCCACUUCCUUUGGAUGGGCGCUUUAUUCGAAGGUGCAAGCAGGGAUGUUUGCAGUUUGUGAUUCUCAAGCCCAUAUUAGUGGCAGUUACAAUCAUACUUUAUGCAAAAGGAAAAUACGAGGAUGGAAAUUUCAGUCCAAUGCAGUCGUACCUCUACCUCACAAUUAUAUAUACUAUCUCAUACUCGAUGGCACUUUAUGCCUUGGCUUUGUUUUACGUGGCAUGCAAAGAUUUGCUCCGGCCAUUUAAUCCAGUUCCGAAGUUUAUCAUUAUAAAAUCUGUCGUAUUCCUUACAUACUGGCAGGGUGUUCUGGUGUUUCUUGCUGCAAAAUCUAGACUUAUUAAAGAUACCGAGGAAGCUGCUGAAUUUCAGAAUUUUAUAAUUUGUGUUGAGAUGCUUAUUGCAGCUUUUGCUCAUCUUUAUGCCUUCCCGUAUAAGGAAUAUGCUGGUGCAAACAUUGGUCCUUCUCGUGGUUUUACUGCUAGCCUUGGACAUGCUCUUAUGCUAAAUGACUUUUACCAUGACACAGUCCACCAGUUCGCUCCUACUUAUCAUGAUUAUGUUCUCUAUAAUCAUGGUGAUGGUGAAGAGGGGGGUGCAACAAAGUACAGGGCAAGGACUUUCGUCCCAACUGGCCCAGAGAUGGAUACUGUUAGAAAAAAUAAGCACAUAUUUGGAAACAAACAGGAAGAUGUACAAUUAUCUAGUCUCUCUCCCUCUGCUAAUAACAACAAUGCACAAAAUCCUGGUGCAGGACACCAAACAGGGAAAUCUGAAGCAAUGAAUUGCUCGCUGCUUAUGGAUGCAUCAAAUAAUGUUUCAGCGCCCUAUGACCUAUCUCUGAUCGAUGUUGACAUUUCAAAUUAUCCAUCUAAGGUACCUGCAGCCAAUUCUGGGACAAGGUGAUAAUGACAUUGGAUUUUCAUUCAUGUGUGAAUUUUUCUUUUUUUCUUUAGUUUUUGUUGGGAAUUAGAUGUGCACUAGCGGUCUCACGCAAUCCAGAUUGUCUUUCUAUGGAGCUCAGAGUUGUAACUUAGUUUGUAAAUGUAGGCAAAGCUAGUUUUCAGCCAUUUCUUUUUGAUUGUUUGAUCCUAUUUCCAUAUUUAGUGUAAUUAGAGAAAACCUCAGUUAUGUUUGCGCUGGAAUGAUUAACUCUAGCUCACUAUAUAUUACACAAGGAACUUUUAUUCUCUCUCUUUGGAAGGUUCCUUUUCGUUCCUGA
Nicotiana attenuata is the source of this 2034-nucleotide messenger RNA. Its product is annotated as transmembrane protein 184A-like. The transcript has 8 exons. Gene Ontology annotation, biological process: transport. Gene Ontology annotation, molecular function: transporter activity. The record is from RefSeq and is a predicted model, not a curated record. Bases 459 to 1718 code for a protein of 419 amino acids. Lineage: Eukaryota; Viridiplantae; Streptophyta; Magnoliopsida; Solanales; Solanaceae.